This is a messenger RNA of Triticum urartu, 1012 nucleotides long. Its product is annotated as dormancy-associated protein homolog 3. Lineage: Eukaryota; Viridiplantae; Streptophyta; Magnoliopsida; Poales; Poaceae. The record is from RefSeq and is a predicted model, not a curated record.
AAUAAGCUCCUGCUCGUCUCACUUGCACUCUUCCCCUUCUCUCAGAUCCGGAAACUUGGGGAGACUGGUAGUGGGCUGUUCGGAUCGGUCCAUCCAUCUCAGCGGCAGUCUGGUAAUUGGGGACGAGGUAUGGGCCUCCUCGACAAGCUGUGGGACGACACCGUCGCGGGGCCCCAACCGGACAUCGGUCUCGGCCGCCUCCGCAAACUCGCCGUCCGCCCCGCCGCCGUCAAGAUCAACGAUGUGGCUCCGGGCGCCGCGAUGGUGAUCCCACCUACCACGCCGGCCGGCGGCGAGGAUGCGCCGAUGAAAGUCACGCGCAGCAUCAUGAUUAAGCGGCCGGCGGGGUACCCCUCGUCGCCGAGGAGCGCGGCCAGCACGCCGCCAGCCUCGCCGCUAGGAUCCACGCCGCCCAUCUCCCCGUUCGCCGGCGGCGGUGGUCGCUUCAGAAGGAAAUCAUCCUCGGAUGCAUACCAGAGGGCUACCCCUGGGGCGUCGACCAGUCACCCUCCUCCCCCCUUUGAGGUGUGACUGCCCAGCGCGCUCAUGCUCCUUUUUGCUCCUCGGCCCGCUCUACUUCAUGCAAGGCAGUGGAGGAGAAAGAGAAGACAUAUCAUCGUUAGAGAAAUCGAGAAACGCCGAGGAUCUGCCGUACCUCUACUGUGAUAGUAUAAUAUAGAUGAAUGUGUAGUGUUUUGUUUCUACUAUAUAUGCAGUGCACGCGUGUAUGGUUAUGUGUAGAGAAGGCGUUGAAAGUUGCUGCUGCUGUGCUGUGUUAGUAUGUACGUACUUAGGUCGCCCCUAUGCUGGCACGCAGCUCCUCGUUUGUGUUUUGCUGUUUUGCCUACUAUGUUGUGGAGGCCUCGUCCUUCCACCACGUUCGUGUGUGGUGCGGAUGAAAGCUGUAAUGUUAAGUAGGGGGGGCGAGAUAUGGUGUACGUAGUACGUGUAAUUUUGUUUCAUGGUGUUGUCUCAAGUAGUUCCUGGUGCUUGCUUGAACUUUUAUGUAUUA